AUGGAUCCCUCAGGGACCUACGCAAACUGCCAGAUAUCUCGCACGAGAUCCUUCCACCACGAGUGCCAAGAUGGCGUCGUCCAGACGGGGAAAGACCAACUCGAGUCCAGCUUCUCAGCAGUCAACAGCCACGGAUGGAGACGGGUGGUACUGAACUUCACACCCUCGUGGUUCGCGGCGACCAUGGGUACGGGGAUCGCGUCCAUCUUGCUCCACAACCUCCCUUACAACGGCGACUGGCUCUACUGGUUGUCCGUUGUCGUCUUCUGUCUCAACGUCGCCCUUUUCUGCACCUUCCUUUUCAUCUCGGUCCUUCGCUACACGCUGUUCCCGGGCCUGUUCAUGGCCAUGAUCAGACACCCCGUGCAGUCCCUCUUCGUGGGGACGUUCCCCAUGGGUCUCGCCACGAUCGUCAACAUGAUUGUAUUCGUGUGCGUGCCCGCGUGGGGGGAGUGGGCGACGACACUGGCAUGGACCCUGUGGUGGAUCGACGUCGUCAUCUCCGUCGCGUCGUGCAUGUGGCUUCCGUUCGUCAUCAUGCACAUCCACGAGAGCGAACUGUCCAAAAUGACGGCGGUGUGGCUGUUGCCGAUCGUGGCGACCAUCGUGGCGGCUGCUUCGGGCGGCAUCGUCGCGGAGGUCCUCCCGAACCCGCAGCACCAGGUCUGGACGAUCGUCACGUCCUACGUCCUCUGGGGCACCGGGUUCCCCCUCGCCAUGGUCGUGCUGGUCAUGUACUUCCACCGCUUGACCAUCCACCGGUUGCCACCCAGGGAGGUCAUCGUGUCGGUCUUCCUGCCGCUCGGGCCGCUGGGCCAAGGCAGUUUCGGGCUGAUGCAGCUUGGCAAGGUGUGCGCGGCCGUGUUUCCAAAGACGGAAAACCUCGGCGGCCCCGAGGGCGGCAGAGUCAUUUACAGCGCCAGCAUCGUCUGUGCCUUGGUCAUCUGGGGCUACGGAUGUGUGUGGCUGUUCUUCGCCCUGGCCAGCAUCACGCGGAGCAAGUUCCCCUUCAACAUGGGCUGGUGGGGGUUCACCUUCCCCAUCGGCGUCUUCGCCGUCUCGACAUGUACUCUCGCGAAGGAGAUUCCGAGUCUCUUCUUCAAGGUCCUCGGCACAAUCUUCUCGAUCGCUGUGGUCUUGCUGUGGCUGGUGGUGGCGACGGUGACAUGCAAAAGUGCUAUCGCUGGCACCAUCUUCUUUGCGCCGUGCGUACAACAGUACGAGCAGGAGAUUGUGCGAGAGCGGAAGCGAAAAGGUAAAGAGAGCGGAAGGCCGUGGUACAAGAUCAGAAGUGUGAACAAAGAUCAGGAAAAUGAAGAGAGUAAAGAUGCAAAGGAAGAAGUAUGA
Messenger RNA from Exophiala spinifera, 1347 nucleotides. RefSeq lists its product as uncharacterized. Gene Ontology annotation, cellular component: plasma membrane. Gene Ontology annotation, biological process: sulfite transmembrane transport; transmembrane transport. The transcript has a single exon. NCBI's taxonomy places the organism in Eukaryota, Fungi, Ascomycota, Eurotiomycetes, Chaetothyriales, Herpotrichiellaceae. Gene Ontology annotation, molecular function: sulfite transmembrane transporter activity. The record is from RefSeq and is a predicted model, not a curated record. Bases 1 to 1347 code for a protein of 448 amino acids.